AUGGCGUUUGUUAAGGCCUCUACUUGCCCGAUAGUCGGAAACAACCAAUCGGGUAGUAGUUUUUGGAAGAAGACAACGGAUAGAUUUAACACGAUUAUGGAGCAUGGUCCGGCUCGUGAUGUCGAAUCCGUCUCGGGCAAGUGGCGAAAAAUGAUCAAGGUCGUCAACGCCUUUAACCAAAUUUAUAACCAAAUUUACCUUUCUCCUCCAAGCGGGAGUAACGACGAUGACAUUCUUAACCUUGCUACCGCCAAGUGGGACUCUCAAAAUCCAACGCUUUUCCCGCACUUCCGAGCAUGGAACGUUGUAAGGAAAGAACAAAAAUGGAAGCCGGUUCCAAAUGAGGUCGCAACGGCCAAACACACUAAAACUUCCGAGUCCGGAAGUUAUAGUGCGGGAGGCUCCACCGCUCGAUGUCAAAUCGACAUAAACGACGACCCGGAAGAUGACGAGGAUGUGUUGCCCGUUCACGAGUCGGAACGUCCCCCCGGGAGGGACAAAGCAAAAAAAGAAGCGGCCGGAAAGCGAAAAGUGGCCGGCUCGAGUGGAGUGGCGGCUCGAGUGGAGGUAGGGGCGAGAAGGCAUCGUGAUGUUGAAAGUUUAAAGGUGGAAGUGGAUCAGCUUAGGGCUACGGAGUUGAUUCAUCAAAGCUAUGGUGAAGGGCACUUUGAUGAAACCGAUGUCCCAACUCUAUGUGAAAUUUACCGAAGUCCUCGAGUGCCUUUGGAGGAUGCUUCAGAGAUGUUGAGCGAAAUUGCAAAAAAAUAUGCGAGAAAAUGCAGCAAUGUUUGUGAUCAACAUAGUGAUCUUAUUGGUGAUUACACUGAAGAAGAAGAAGAAGGUAAGAAGGAGGUAGAACCUGCUGCCAAUGAUCCCGUGCAUCCGACUGAAGAAGACGGUAAGAAUGAGAUAGAAGUUGCUGCUCAGGCCACUGCAAUCAUUGAUGCUCUUGUGCUUGAGGUGACUAAAGAACAUGGUCAAGGUAGUGAUUCGACUGAAUCUGAUGAUACCGAGGAGGAUAAAUAA
Helianthus annuus (common sunflower) is the source of this 1026-nucleotide messenger RNA. RefSeq lists its product as uncharacterized. The record is from RefSeq and is a predicted model, not a curated record. Lineage: Eukaryota; Viridiplantae; Streptophyta; Magnoliopsida; Asterales; Asteraceae. The coding region runs from base 1 to 1026 and encodes 341 amino acids. The transcript has 6 exons.